Suillus clintonianus is the source of this 411-nucleotide messenger RNA. RefSeq lists its product as uncharacterized. The transcript has a single exon. Bases 94 to 321 code for a protein of 75 amino acids. The record is from RefSeq and is a predicted model, not a curated record. Lineage: Eukaryota; Fungi; Basidiomycota; Agaricomycetes; Boletales; Suillaceae.
UACUCACCAGGUGCGCCCAGGCACCUGCACGUUUGCUGAUGUAGUACAGCAGAUCCUGAAGGAGCAAGGUGGGUUGCUGUAGGAGACGCUGCCAUGGCAUUCGAUCCUCUCUCGUCGCAAGGUAUGAUCACGGCGAUGAGAGUGGGUUGUGCUGUAGGCACUGCCAUCGCACAGGAGAUUUUGGCACCUGGGUCAAAGGAUUUAACCUCUGGGAUACGGGAAAUCUACUCUCAAGUUUGGUCCAAAUACGUCAAGGAAAAGCGGUACUUUUACAGUCAGGGAAAGAGGUUUAAUGGAGAAUUCUGGAGAGCAAGAGAGUAAGGUGCUCGAUUGAACAUCGUUGCGCCGACGUGCGUGAGAGGUGUAUGAUAGGCGGAGUAUAGGUUCAUGUAUGUUAUAAUCAUGUUUAGU